ACCCCGGAGGACCGCCUCCAUCCCUCUAUAUAAGCAACCACCCCCGGCCUCCUCCUCUCCUAGCUAUAGCUGCUACUGCUCGUCUUACCUGGUUCACACACCAGAGCUUGGUUCUUAGUAGCUCCUGUCUCCGUCCAUUGCCGACAGCUAGCUAGCUCGAUCGUUACAAGCUAAGGCACUGCAGCCACAGGGCUCCGGUAGCUCCGCGCCCUCGUCGCAGACACACCGUGCGGUGCGCGCCGGCUGAGGAGGAGGAGGAGGAGGAGGAGGAGGAGAUUAAGAUUAUUAGCUAGAAGGCGAGGCGAGGGAAUUGAUCGAUCAUCUCGCGAGAUGAGCUGCAACGGCUGCCGCGUCCUGCGCAAGGGCUGCAGCGACGCCUGCGUGCUCCGGCCCAGCAUCGAGUGGAUCGACGGCGCCCAGCCGCAGGCCAACGCCACCGUCUUCGUCGCCAAGUUCUUCGGCCGCGCCGGCCUCGUCGCAUCGCUCGCCGCAGUCCCGCUGCACCACCGCCCAGCCCUGUUCCGAUCCCUGCUGUACGAGGCCUGCGGGCGGACCAUCAACCCGGUGAGCGGCGCCAUCGGGCUCAUGUGGACGGGCAACUGGGACCUCUGCCAGGCCGCCGCCGACGCCGUCCUCCGCGGCGAGUCGUCCCUCCGCGCGCUCUCCACCAUCCCCGCCGCGUUCAAGGACCGCGACAUGGACGGCCUCUACGGCAACGUCGGCGCUGCCGCCGCCUCCUCCGCAUCGCCCGAGAACUCCUCCUCCACGCCGUCCAAGAAGCGCAGGAACAACGGCGGCGGCGGCAUCGCCUGCUUCGACGCCGUCCGCGCCACGGGCGCCUGCCAGCAGCCGCCGCCGGCGGGGCUGCUGCAGUCGUGCGAGCUCGACCUCUGCCUGACGCCGGCGUCGCCGAUGGCGGGAGGGCGGCGGGGCUGCGGCGCGUCGGACGAGUACUCCGCCACGACGACGUGCGAGGACCUGCAGGCCACCGGCGGCGACGUGGAGCCCAGGGCGCCGGCGCUGCUGAACCUCUUCAACUGACUGACCGUGACCGUGUCAUCGCCCUUCUUUCUUUCUUGUAAGAAGAUGUAACUGUGCAGAGAGACAGAGAGGGAGUUCAGCAGAGGGUGUGUGUGUGGUAAUUAGUUGCAGGAGUCGGUCGGUGCUGGACAAAGGUUUUUGGGGUGUGAAAAUGCUUUUGAAGCGAUCCAGCUGUUGAUUAAGCUGGUGAAUUAACGAGUGUGUUAAUUUGCUUUGCUACAGAAAGGAUGGGCUGGUGUGCCAAAUUAGGCUGUGAUGCAUAGCAUAGGUGGAUUAACAUCGAGCAGUUUGUAAUUAAGGUCCGUAUCUUGAAUCUUAUCAGGUCGAGAUAACCGAGGCCUUAUUUGCAAUUCAAGUUUUUCUUUUUAGAUA
This is a messenger RNA of Setaria italica (foxtail millet), 1413 nucleotides long. RefSeq names its product LOB domain-containing protein 37. Bases 331 to 1041 code for a protein of 236 amino acids. Lineage: Eukaryota; Viridiplantae; Streptophyta; Magnoliopsida; Poales; Poaceae. The record is from RefSeq and is a predicted model, not a curated record. Gene Ontology annotation, biological process: regulation of gene expression. The transcript is spliced from 2 exons.